Rotaria sp. Silwood2 is the source of this 792-nucleotide messenger RNA. The record is from the annotation of a GenBank genome assembly. Lineage: Eukaryota; Metazoa; Rotifera; Eurotatoria; Philodinida; Philodinidae.
AUCUUUUAUUAUUGAUUGUUAAGGUCUGUAAUGGGGUGGGCGGGGGAGGGGAGGGGGUAGCCCUAAAAACUCGAACUUAAAAUUUACACUCACUAUUUUCUUCGAAAAUAUAUGUGAGUUCCACAAAAUGUUCAUGUAUUACUUGAAUAUAUCAUAGUAAGAAUUUUCGAUAGUAAAAGAUCUUCUGAUAUUGAAAAAUAAUUUUAGAAAAGUGAUUUUAUUGUUCGACGUGCAGCUAUUCAGUUCCUAACUGCAAUUACCACCAAUUGUAUGGAAAAAUUACAAAAUAUUAUUUUUGAAAAUCCAUCUGGUAUUUCAAAAUUAGUUUAUAUUUUAAAAGACAAACAUGAAGAUCUUGUACUUGAUGAAUUACGUCUUUUGCAAAUCUUAACUCGUAAUCGUCGUCCUAUACAAGUAUCAAUUGUACGUCAAAAAGGUUUUAAACGUUUAUUUGAUAUAUUUGAUAGAAAAGAUUAUGAUGAUGAAAGUGUUACUGUUAAAGAAUGUUUAUCUGUUUUAUUAAAUCUAUUACAAGAUAAUACAAUAAAUCAAAAUUAUUUUAAAGAACAUCCAAUUCAAGAACUACCUUAUCUAAAACGUUUAAAUAAAUUAUUCAAGAUCGAUUUUAUUCAUGAUGAAUACUGGUCACCACAAAAGAUGGAAAAUAUUCAUCUGUUAUUACAAAUUAUUCAAACACUAACAUCACCAACAAAUUCUAAACAUAAUAUUAUUGAUUAUCAACGUGCAAUUAGGCAAUAUGUUAUUAAUCGAAAAUCCGCUAAACAUCAAUAA